AUGAGUAACAAUCAAGAAAAUGGGGUUUAUGGCCAACAGCUAGCUUACUUGCUCAGAGAUAAUAUCAAUAACAAAGUACAAGAUUUUAGAUCCAUGUGUCGCGAAAUGAUCAGAACAAAUGCUGAAACUAUACCAGUUUGUGAAUCGUCGAGCAGUCGUGGAAGGCUUGUGACAACAUCACUAGUGAAAAAGAAAUUUUUUUCUUUUUCAUUUCCUGUUGAUUUUGACACUACAUGUUUUUCUGGAAUAAACAAAAUGUUAUCUAAUCUUGAAAAUUGGGAAGUACAAUGCAGAAAGAGGAAUUCAGGAAUAUGUGAUACGUAUUAUAUUCACAAUUCUAUCAAUGGUGGUAAAAAGUUGAGAUCUGUUACGGAAGUUGUGAAUAACUUACUUCCCGAAGGAUAUGCUAAAUUGGAGACAUGGAAAAGAAAUAAAAAGGACGAUGAGUAUAAUGAUGAAGAAAAUAAAUUUGAAAUUGAAGCUAAUGAAAAUAACAUUCCUCAAAUAAUGUUUGGUGAUUUACUUCCUCAUAAUCUUUCUGUACCAAGGAAGAAACGAAAUUAUAGAAAGAAGAGAUUAGGGACAAAAAAGGCCAAUUGUGCAGCUGAAAAAGAAAAAAAGAUUGAAGUAGGAAAUGACGUGUGUUCUCAAGAGACACACGACAUAAAGAACAAUUUUGAAGCAGGAAAUGCUUCUUGUUCUCAAGAAAUGGAGGGAAAAGAGAUUAAUAUGAAUAUGAGAGAUGUUUCAAAAGAAGCAUUAAUAUGCCUAUAUGAAGUCUCAACCGGAGUUUCGUUAAGUACUCCUCAAAUAAGGGUUGGUGAUUUACUUCCUCCUAGUUUUUUCGUACCUAGGAAGAAGCGAGAUUAUAAGAGGAAGGUUCAAAAAAGAAAUCAUGCAGAAGUGGAGAAGAAUAUUGUUGUUGGCUCCUCCACCUAUCCUCAAGAGGUUCUGGAAAACAAAGAGAAUAAUAUUAAAAUCGGAAAUAUUUUUGGUCAUCCUUUAGAAAUUGGGGACAAAAAGACCAAGUAUGCAGCUGAAAAAGAAAAAAAAAUUGAUGUGUGUUCUCAAGAGACACAUGACAUAGAGAACAAUUUUGAAGCGGAAAAUGCUUCUUGUCCUCAAGAAAUAAAGAGAAAAGAGAUUAAUAUGAAUGUGGGAGAUGUUUCAAAAGAAGCUUUGUCAUACCUACACGAAGUCUCAACCAAAGUUUCGCUAAGUAUUCAUCAAGUAAGGGUUGGUGAUUUACUUCUUCCUAGUGUUUUCGUACCUAGGAAGAAACGAGAUUAUAAGAGGAAGGUUCAUAAAAGAAAUCAUGCUGAACUUGAGAAGAAUAUUGCUCACACCUCCUCCACCUUUCCUCAAGAGGUUCUUGAACACAAAAAGAAUAAUGUUGAAACCAAAAAUGUUUUUUGGCCUCCUUCAGAGGGAAAAGAAAACAAUUAUGAAGUAGGAAUUGCUUCUUGUCAUCAAGAAGUGGAGGAAAAAGAAAUCAAUUAUGAUGUUGCAAAUGAUUGGAAAUUGACAGAGGAAAUAGAUAACUAUGAAGUCUUACCUGAGAUUACAGAAGACUUCUCUGAGUUUGAUGAUUUGAUUGCAAGCUUUCUCAAAUAA
Molecule: messenger RNA, 1614 nt
Organism: Vicia faba (fava bean)
Lineage: Eukaryota; Viridiplantae; Streptophyta; Magnoliopsida; Fabales; Fabaceae
Source: the annotation of a GenBank genome assembly